UCCACACACACGAUGUCCGGCGAAAGGAACAGGCGCUCACUGGCUUUCCGCACCGGAGCCGCCAUCGCCAAGAUCGAACCCGAACCCGGGCCCCACAACAACAACAGCAGCGAGGCUUCGAACGGGGCCUUCUCUUCGGUCACUCCAAGCAAACUGGCUGCCCUUCCUGCACUGGACGGCGUCGAGGCCGCUCCUGCUCCCGCCCCGGAGGAGGACUGGGUUGAGACGGUGGUGGUGGACGAUGAGUACCCGGAGCAAGAGGUCUCGGUGCGGGUGGUCGACGGUGGCUCCAUUAGCAGCAACGAGUCCGAAGAAGAGGAGGAGGUUCCGGCCGAGGAGGAGGAAGGGGUAGACGGGCCCGGGAGCGAGGAGCGAGCCGUGACCUCCGGGGAAGGAGCCGGAGCCAAAGUGGGACAAGACGACGAGGAGGAAAACAGCGGCUGCAGCCGGAAAGGAAUAGGGCUGACCCUGCUUGGGCGGCCCCAGUCCUUACUGCUGCCGCAACAGCGCACUUUCCAGAGGUCGUGGCUGCAGGAGUUCCCGUGGCUUCAGUACGAGCAGGAGACGGGCCUCAUGUACUGCUCCUGGUGCCUGCGGGCCAACAGCGGGCUGGGGAGCAACAAUAACCGCAACAAGUUCGUGAAAGGAAGCCGCAAUUACAGGAGAACCACACUGCUGCGGCAUCACCUUUACACCGAGCACCGGGAGAAUGACCCGUCGGCUGCAGUCUGCAUGGAGGAGUCUGCGAUUGCAUCCAAAUCGACAGAUGAGAUGUACAGUGAGUACAAAAGUGACCGAAAUGAAAUUUCCUAUUGUUAUCAACUGCUUCAGGAACUGAAUGAACAGCGGCAGCAAGGCAUUCUGUGUGAUGUCAACAUUGUGGUGAAGGGUCAGGUUUUCAAAGCCCACAAGAAUAUAUUAGUUGCAGGCAGCCGUUACUUUAAGACUCUCUAUUGCUAUACUCCGAAUGAGAGUUGCGACCAGGUCACAGUAACUCACCUCGAUGUCGUUGCAGUACAAGGUUUCACAGUCAUUCUUGAUUUCAUGUACUCUGGACAUUUGGUUUUAACCAGCCAAAAUGUAAUUGAGGUAAUGUCUGUAGCAAGCUAUCUACAAAUGACUGACAUUGUUCAGGCUUGCCGUGGUUUCAUAAAGGACGCUCUAAACAUCAGUACAAAAUCCACUGCGGCAGAGAAAAUAAUAAUGCAGUAUGAGAAGGUAAAAGCCUCCAAUCGGUCCCAAAGAGACAGCACCGUAGCUAUGUUGAAACAUGAGCCCAGCAGUCCUUGGAUAGUCAAAUCUACAAAUGCAUUGAAUAACUGUGCUACAGGCGGACUGCAUGAAGAAAGAGCCAGAUAUGAAAUGGAGGGCUACAGUUUAGAUAUGGGUUCAGUAAUGGACCAAAAUGAGAGCUACCAGAUUAAUGAUUCUGCCUGGAGUCAAGAUAACUUUUCAGAUUAUGGUGGAAAAGAUCUGCAGAUGGGGCUACCUCAAGAUCAGAGUCCUGCUUUCUCGUGGGGAAAUUUGGGAAAACUAAUGCUGCAUCAAACAGUCCCUCGAAGCGGAAGAAGAAAAAAUCACAUAACCAGAAGAAUUGUAUACGACGUUACACCAAAAGUUGAAGAAGGAGUUGGAGAUAACUUAAUGAUACAGCCACCUAUGGCAUUCUCUGAGGAUGGAUUACAGGAAAUUCCUGUUGACUCAUUUACAGCUGGAACUUCAGAUCAAUUCAGAUUUGGACUGUUACAAGAAGCGCAAAAUAGAGAAACAUGGUUAAAUGGUGAUGCUUCAAUUGGUAGUCAAAACAAAUUCAAAUGCCCGCAUUGUAAUUACAUUGCCAAGUAUCGGCGCACGUUGAAAAGACAUCAGCUGAUACAUACUGGAGUGCGGUCUUUUGCUUGUGACAUCUGUGGAAAGUUGUUCACACGAAGAGAACAUGUAAAGAGACAUUCCUUGGUACAUAAGAAGGAUAAAAAGUACAAAUGUAUGGUUUGUAAAAAAUUCUUCACUCUGGCAGCCAGUGUUGGAAUUAGGCAUGGAUCGCGACGUUAUGGCGUAUGUUUGGAUUGUUCCGGGGGUGAUAGACAGCCAAAAGGUGACCAUGGUGGCAUGGACCUGAUGGUUGAUCCAGAAUUUUUUAAGGAACAGCAGGAAGAACAAGAACAACCAGGAGGACUGGAGCAGGAAGAAAAUGAGAGAAUGGUUGAUGAAGAUGUAGCAGAUGAAGAUGGAGGAGGGGAGAUGGAUAGAGAGCAGUGGGAAGAUGUUGGGGCUAGUGAGACCUAUGUUAUAUUAGACAAUGACUAGCUGGCACUUAAGCCAUUAUGUUAUAAAACUGAAAAGUGUAACUAUGGUUGUUCACUGUAUAGACCCUAUGAAUUUUAUCUGAAUUGCAAUGAUUAUGGAUUGGCAACAAAACACUAAAUUUUCCAUAUUUUGCUGACAGCUAUGAACAUUGGAUAAUUAUUGAUAUUUUAAUUGUAGUAAGAGUGGUUUCACAACAGUAAUGAUGAAAAGAAUAUUGGAGUCAGUGAUGGGCAAUUCCUUAAAAUAACUGGGAUUGAAAUUACAAUUUCACUUCCCUAGAAUCUAUUUGGAAAAAGUAUUGUGCAAAAAUGCAGUAGUCUGUGACUUGAAGUACAUCUAUUGUACAGGAGUGCAGGAGACUGUCUCACUGACUGGAAUAUAAAACAAAUUUCAUUUGAGUGAACA
Molecule: messenger RNA, 2712 nt
Organism: Carcharodon carcharias (great white shark)
Lineage: Eukaryota; Metazoa; Chordata; Chondrichthyes; Lamniformes; Lamnidae
Gene: zbtb10
Product: zinc finger and BTB domain containing 10
Exons: 5
Coding region: 13-2307 (764 amino acids)
Biological process (GO): regulation of transcription by RNA polymerase II
Molecular function (GO): RNA polymerase II cis-regulatory region sequence-specific DNA binding; DNA-binding transcription factor activity, RNA polymerase II-specific; protein binding
Source: RefSeq, a predicted model, not a curated record